This is a messenger RNA of Phaethon lepturus (White-tailed tropicbird), 1348 nucleotides long. RefSeq names its product V-type proton ATPase subunit d 2. The transcript is spliced from 6 exons. The coding region runs from base 30 to 773 and encodes 247 amino acids. Lineage: Eukaryota; Metazoa; Chordata; Aves; Phaethontiformes; Phaethontidae. Gene Ontology annotation, biological process: vacuolar acidification; proton transmembrane transport; vacuolar transport. Gene Ontology annotation, cellular component: proton-transporting V-type ATPase, V0 domain; lysosomal membrane; plasma membrane proton-transporting V-type ATPase complex. Gene Ontology annotation, molecular function: proton-transporting ATPase activity, rotational mechanism. The record is from RefSeq and is a predicted model, not a curated record.
CUUUUUAUUUCAAAUACAGGUACAGCUACAUGAUUGACAACAUAAUUCUUUUAAUAACUGGCACAUUACAUCAGCGGCCCAUAGCCGAACUUGUUCCGAAGUGCCAUCCACUGGGGAGUUUUGAGCAAAUGGAAGCAGUCAGCAUUGCCUCAAACCCCACUGAGCUGUUCAAUGCAAUUUUGGUUGACACACCAUUAGCUGCUUUCUUUCAAGACUGCUUGUCUGAAAAUGACCUGGAUGAAAUGAACAUUGAAAUAAUGCGCAACAAACUGUACAAGUCUUAUCUUGAGGCAUUCUAUAAGUUUUGUGAAAAACAAGGUGGUACUACAGCAGAAAUCAUGAGACCUAUUCUCGAGUUUGAGGCAGACAGACGUGCCUUUAUCAUCACCAUUAAUUCAUUUGGCACUGAGCUGAGUAAAGAUGACCGAGAGAAGCUGUAUCCAACCUGUGGAAAACUAUAUCCAGAAGGCUUACACCUGUUGGCCAAUGCAGAUGACUACGAGCAAGUGAAGUGUGUUGCAGAUUACUAUGCAGAAUACAAGGCUGUGUUUGAAGGUGUAGGGAGUGGCACUGGCGAAAAGACACUGGAAGAUGCAUUUUUUGAACAUGAGGUAAAGCUGAACGUGCUUGCAUUCAACAACCAGUUUCAUUUUGGAGUAUUUUAUGCCUAUGUAAAGUUAAAGGAACAAGAAUGCAGGAAUAUUGUAUGGAUUGCUGAAUGCAUUUCUCAGAGACACAGAACCAAAAUUAACAACUACAUCCCGAUUUUCUAAAUCUGAGAGUUUAUAAUCCUACAAUGCCUGAAAAGAUGCAUUAUUUCAUAGAAAAGAAGAAAAAUCUUAUUUCAAAAUUAACUCUUAUCAGAUGUUUUAAAUUGUGUUAAUGAUCCUCCUUAUAUACAGCAGUGUAAGAAAAAGUAAUGUAAUUAGAGAUACAACUACUUUAUAAGGAAAUAUUAAUGGCUUAUUCAUAGUUUUUGUUGCUAGAUUUGUUCCCCACUGUGCCCAUUUUAAUUUAAUUGAUCAAUAAAAACUCCUUCCAAGGUCUUACAUACGUAUUCUUUCUCUCUUGUGAAAGCAAGCUUUCGAUCAAUGACAUUUGAAAAGCUCUUUAAUGACUUAAUUUUGAAUUAACAGUUUUCUCAAAGGGCCAGCUAAACUACUACCUCUAUCUUACACUUACGGUCUUCUUCAUGGCAUACAAGAUUGUAUGAAGGACUUACUUAAUACACAAAAAAGAGGGAAACUUUAGGGUUACUCUGAGAUUCCCCUUAAGGAAUCUCAAAAGAGAACUUCCUGAACCUUUCUAACUGUGAGACCUCUCCGCAGAUAAAUGUAAAUAAGUAAUU